Messenger RNA from Myxocyprinus asiaticus (Chinese sucker), 5397 nucleotides. RefSeq names its product RING finger protein 145-like. Lineage: Eukaryota; Metazoa; Chordata; Actinopteri; Cypriniformes; Catostomidae. Bases 820 to 2724 code for a protein of 634 amino acids. The record is from RefSeq and is a predicted model, not a curated record. Gene Ontology annotation, cellular component: endoplasmic reticulum; endomembrane system. The transcript is spliced from 11 exons. Gene Ontology annotation, molecular function: zinc ion binding; ubiquitin protein ligase activity.
GUGCUUUACCGCUGGGACGUCAGCUCCUUCUUCCAGAAGAUCCAGAGAAGCAGUCUCAACAAUAACCCCCUCUUCCAGUACAAAUACAUAGCGCUCUACCUGCAUUAUGUCGGUUUCAUCGACACUGAACAGAGUACUUACAGACUCGUCACACAUGGCAUAGCGGACAAUAAAUGACCACAGGAACCAAGCCACAAAACACGUGAUGCUACAGAUCAGUUAAGUUCAUUCAACCUUUGGCAAAUAUUGGCAUGUAUUGUGUCUUUAAACAGUAUAUGCUUGGUUAACAAUUGGAUGAAAGUAACUUUGCAACUUCACUACAGAGUGUGUUUGAUAACAUAAGCUUCAUCAUCCUGUGGUAUGUGAAGACGAAAUGGAAAGACCAGCUGCAGUCUGCCUCCGACCCACACACACACACACACACACACGCACACACACACACACCCCCCAUACCUAUAAAGCAACAUGGCAGAGCUAGACAUGCAUUCUCACGCCACACUAGCUGGACCUUUUCUGAAUAUAAGGGAUAGUUCCCCCAAAAUGAAAGUUUUGUCAUCAUUUGCUCACCCUCAUGUCAUUCCAAACUUGUAUGACUUUCAUUCAAGGAACAUAAAAUGACAGUGUUAAGGCAGAAUGUUAGUCUCACCAUUUAUUUUCACUGCAUUUUUUUCCAUACAAUGAAAGGGAAUGUUGACCAAUUAACAUUUUGCCUCUCCUUUUGUAUUUUAUAUGUGAAAUCUGGCCCAGCAGUCUCCAUAAAAUGAUUUUGAAAAUCCUCAUCCAGUCAUCAGGAACGACUGGAAAAAUCAUGCAAAAUCAAUGUUUAAAAGUGGUUAUAUCCUCAGUCUGGUGUUGUUGACUUUACCCCGGCAGCGCCUGGUGCAGCUCUACCUCUAUGUCCUCACGGCUCUUCUGCUCUUCGCUGGACACCAGCUCUCAAGGGAUUAUGUACGUGGCGAGCUGGACUCGGGCUACGAGGGACCCCUUUACCUGGAGCCACUUUCCAUGAACCGCUUCACCACGGCACUCAUUGGUCAGCUUGUGGUGUGUACGCUGUGUUCCUGCGUCAUGCAGACCAAACAGAUCUGGCUGUUCUCUGCUCACCUGCUCCCUCUGGUGGCCAGACUCUGCCUUGUGCCCCUGGAGACCAUUGUCUUCAUCAACCGCUUUGCCAUGAUCUUCACCGGUCUCGAGGUGCUGUACUUCUUGGCCACCAACCUGCUUGUGCCCUACAAUCUGGCCAAAACUGCCUACAGAGAGCUGGUGCAGGUGGUGGAGGUGUAUGGUUUGCUUGCUCUGGGCAUGUCUCUGUGGAAUCAGCUGGUCCUGCCUGUGCUCUUCAUGUGCUUCUGGCUGGUACUGUUCGCACUGCAGAUCUACACCUACUUCAGCACACGGGACCAGCCGCCCUCCCGAGAGAGACUGCUCUUUCUCUUCCUCACCAGUGUUGCUGAGUGCUGUAGUACUCCCUACUCUCUGCUGGGACUGGUCUUCACUGUGUCUUUUGUGGCGCUGGGCGUCCUGACACUCUGCAAGUUCUACCUGCAGGGCUACAGAGCUUUCAUGAAUGACAACACCAUGAACAGGGGCAUGACAGAGGGAAUCACUCUGUUAAUAUUGGCUGUUCAAACUGGACUCAUUGAGCUGCAGGUCAUUCACAGAGCCUUCCUCCUCAGCAUCAUCCUCUUCAUCGUGGUGGCCUCCAUCCUGCAGUCCAUGCUGGAGAUCGCUGACCCGAUAGUUCUGGCACUGGGGGCCUCCAGAGACAAGAGUCUGUGGAAGCACUUUCGAGCAGUGAGUCUGUGUCUCUUCCUACUGGUCUUCCCUGCUUACAUGGCAUACAUGAUCUGCCAGUUCUUCCACAUGGACUUCUGGCUGCUCAUCAUCAUCUCCUCCAGCAUCCUUACCUCGCUGCAGGUUCUUGGCACGCUUCUGAUCUACGUGCUCUUCAUGGUGGAGGAGUUCCGCAAGGUACCUGUUGAGAACAUGGAUGAAGUCAUCUACUAUGUCAAUGGCACCUACCGGCUCCUAGAGUUUCUGGUUGCUGUCUGCGUGGUGGCGUAUGGUGUUUCAGAGACUCUGUUUGGGGAGUGGACAGUUAUGGGCUCCACCAUCAUCCUGGUUCACUCCUACUAUAACGUGUGGCUGAGGGCCCAGCUGGGCUGGCAGAGCUUCCUGCUGCGCAGAGAUGCAGUCCACAAGAUCCAGAACAUGCCCACUGCUUCCACACUGCAGCUCCAGCAGCAUAAUGACAUCUGUUCUAUUUGCUAUCAGGAUAUGAAAUCUGCUGUCAUCACACCCUGUAGCCACUUUUUCCACGCCGCCUGCCUGAAGAAAUGGCUGUACGUUCAAGAGACCUGUCCUCUCUGUCAUGGCCAGCUCAAAAGCCAGUUACAGCCAACCAGCCCUCCCGGUACCACUCCACCAGCCCUUCAAAACCCAGGAGAGGUGGGACACGCUGAACCACAGGCUGAGUUGGAGACCGAGGAAAACACUCAAGCAAAAAGCACUCCUCCUAUGACAACCACAGCUGAGCCAGAAUUUGAAAAGGACCCUCCAUCGGGGAGUUUGCAAACCCAGCCCAAAGAAUGUGACAUGGCAUCAGGAAAAGAGAGCAGCACAGGCCCAGCUGCUGAUGUGGAUACAGAGGGUUCAUGCUCCACAUCAGGUGUCCAUUCCUCUUCCGAAUCAAAGAGCAGCGCUAAAGCGGAUUUAGCCUGUUAGGUGUCGCCUUGCAGAGGUUUUCUUAUAGCCAAUGUUGAGGACACCUUUAGUAGAUGUUUAGGGAAUAGUUCUCCCAAAAAUGAAUUCUUUCAUCAUUUGCUCACCCUCACAAACCACUUUUUUUGAAGUUUAGCGGAAUGUCCAGUUUUAUUUUCCAUACAAUGAAAAUAAAUGGGGACAAAACUGCAGAAUUCAUCAAAAAUUAACAUAAAAGCACCAUAAAAGUAGUCUAUGCAGCUCGUCUUUUGAUUGCUUUUUGUGAGUAAAAGACAGAAGUUAUUCACUGAAAAUCUUCACCUCUGCUGUAGCCCUCAAAUCGCAUUCAUAUUUCGACAUAUUCAAAUUUGGCAUUUUUGACACGCCACAUUUGAAUAUAUGCGAAUGAUAUUGGAGAGCUGCAGCAGAGGGGAAGAUUUUAGUUUCUAUCUGUUCCUCAGAAAAAGCUAUCAAAUGUUCAGAAGACUUGGAAUAUAGGGCAAAAGUUUGGUAUUGACUACUUUUAUGAUCUAUUUCUGAUGCUUUUGUCAUUUUUUGGAGAUGGCAUCCUCAUUGACUUUCAUUAUGUGCAAAAGAGCAUCUGGGAAAAUCUGCUAACUUUCUCUGUGUAAUCCACUGAAUAAAGAGAAGAAAAAACCAUACUGCCAUAGUUGGGAACAACAUGAGAGUGAAUAAAUGAUGACAAGAAUUGUUUUGUUUUUGGGGGAACUAUCCUUUUCAGACGUUCACAUGUGUCUUUUGGGUGAUUGGUCAUAUUUAACCCCCAAUCAAUAAAAAAAGAGAUUAGAUUUUGCAUAAAAAAGAAAAAGAAAAAGUGAAGCCUACAUUUGGAACAUUAAUAUGUUUUGCAUUUUGACUAUUUUCAGACCACUUAAGCACAUUUUAUCCCCCAAUUCUCGUAAUGCGUCUGGAUAUUUUACUUCCACUUUUCCCAUUGUUUUGAAUGAUUCUCAGUUCUCUAACACAGUAAUUGUUUUACUUUAUUACUGUAAAAAUGAUGCUGUUGUAUUAAAAUCAGCAAAAAAUGCCGUACCAAGAGAGUACUGUGUAAAUACUUCAAUAUUUAUAUAUAUAUAUGUAAUUAUUUUUUAGUGUUGUGUUCAUGAAAAUUGGGGGGUAAAGUGUGCAUAACUGUCAUUAAAUAAUGCCACAAUGUAAAAAAAAAAAAAACAAACAAAUGUAAUGGUCCUAAAAGUAGGCUUCAUUUUCUAUUUACAAAAUAUAAUUUCUUAUUUGCCACUAUUGAUUUUAGAGUAAAAUAGAACCAGGAAAUUUUUUGACAGGUUUUAUGAGAUUCAUCCUUUUACUUAUUUUUGUAUGAGCUAUUCACAAUAUUGCUGGUCAAAAGACAUUUCGGAAUCAUUUUCAAGUUGUGUCCAACCAAAAUAUGGACUUCAUCUCCUUGGAAAUAAUAGGCAAUUCAUGCUUUAUAUGCUAUGCUAAUGUACAUUAUUUGUUGUGCUUAUUGGAAUUGAGAAAUGUGUGUGUACAUAAAAUGGUAAAUUCCCUGGAAGUGUAUCUACAAAUGAGCCAUCGUAGAAUCAAGACCCCUGCUAAGAAGUGAAACUGAAGAAUGUUCUUUCAAGUGCCAUUAAGCCGGAUCAUCAUAUGUUUUAUUACAAUGAGCUUCCCAAUAUUUCCCCAAUUUUAAAGGGACAUCUGACCCCAAACUGCUUUUUCAUUUCGCCCUAUAUAUAUUUGUCACUGUUUCUCAUGUUAACCAUUAGUGCAGAUAACGUCAACUCGUCAGUUUGGCAGUUGGCUUGAUUCCUAGAAACAGGCAUCAUUGAAUGCAAAUUGCAGACUGUAAACCUGUUUUCUGGUUUUAAUGAACAUUUAGAAAGUAGACAAUCGAUUCAAAACAAAUAUUUUAGGGUGGAUGCUCCAUUUGAAGAACUUUAUGCAUUUUCCUAGAAUGAAAUUGGCAUGUUUUUUCUUACUGUAUAAUAUGUUAUGGAUGGCUUUUGACUUGGUUGUAUCAGAAGUGUUUAUAACACCAUUAACGACGGGACUUGAUUUAGAUGUUAAAGGUAUAGUUUACCCAAAAAUAAAAAUUCUGUCAUUUACACUCAUGUUAGUCAAAAGGUUUUUGAACAACAUGAGGGUGAGAAAAUAAGAGUUUUCCGUUUUUGGGCAAACGAUCUCUUUAAAAGCAGACUAAAGUUUAGCCAUUAUUUCUAAGCUGUCAGUAACACUAUUUUGUUUGCCAGAGAAGUUACGCCAAACUAUAUGUUUGCACUAAUGUCGUUUCAAGCGAAUAAUCGAUAAUUUUUUCUUUGUCUUGGGCAACAAAUGCUCUCGGAGCAAAUUAAGUAUUGCUCAGUAUAAAUGUGUGUACAUAAAUGGGUGAAUUUAUUCCUUUGUAAAUUCUUUUAUGAUGUUUUUAAUAUGCCAUACAGUGUUAAAGCAGCAGUGAGCAUUAUGAAGUGUAUGGAGGACUGUGUGAACACUUCGACCUCUCAAUAGGCAGAUGUGGGAUUGAUCCUCCAAAUACUGAUUGUGGAUUUGCUGCCUCGUUGAUCUUACUGUGAUUCGUAGACACAUUUCAUAAUGGCAGGUUUGUGUGGAUGAAUACAUCUGAUGUAUGAGGAAACACACAAGUCAUUCAAAACACAUUUCUGUAUUCUGAGUUUUUGCACAAUUUUAAAAGAAAAUAAAGUGCAAGUGGAGCUUGAA